Choloepus didactylus (southern two-toed sloth) is the source of this 678-nucleotide messenger RNA. It is a transcript of the gene RPS15, whose product is annotated as ribosomal protein S15. The record is from RefSeq and is a predicted model, not a curated record. Gene Ontology annotation, biological process: translation; ribosomal small subunit assembly. Gene Ontology annotation, molecular function: structural constituent of ribosome; RNA binding. The transcript has 4 exons. Gene Ontology annotation, cellular component: ribosome; cytosolic small ribosomal subunit. NCBI's taxonomy places the organism in Eukaryota, Metazoa, Chordata, Mammalia, Pilosa, Megalonychidae. The coding region runs from base 16 to 639 and encodes 207 amino acids.
AGCUGCCCCACAAAGAUGGGCGGCGGGCCCUUUAAGCCUCGCAGCCUGUGCUCUGCCCUCCGGACGGCAGAGGGCGCCCGCCCGCCGCCGGGAACGCGUGCGCGCGUGUGCGCGCUCGGCCGAGGGGCGGGGCACGCAGGCCGCUCUCGCGUUAACUGCGCAGGCGCGAGUGUGACGGGUCUUUUCCGAAGAACCUGCAAGAUGGCGGAAGUGGAGCAAAAGAAGAAGCGCACCUUCCGCAAGUUCACCUACCGCGGCGUGGACCUCGACCAGCUGCUGGACAUGUCCUACGAGCAGCUGAUGCAGCUGUACAGCGCGCGGCAGCGGAGGCGGCUGAACCGCGGCCUGCGGCGGAAGCAACACUCGCUGCUGAAGCGGCUGCGGAAGGCCAAGAAGGAGGCGCCGCCCAUGGAGAAGCCAGAGGUGGUGAAGACACACCUGCGUGACAUGAUCAUCCUGCCCGAGAUGGUGGGCAGCAUGGUGGGCGUCUACAAUGGCAAGACCUUCAACCAGGUGGAAAUCAAGCCCGAGAUGAUUGGCCACUACCUGGGCGAGUUCUCCAUCACCUACAAGCCCGUGAAGCACGGCCGGCCCGGCAUCGGGGCCACCCACUCCUCCCGCUUCAUCCCCCUCAAGUAGCCCUGUCCAGCCAAUAAAGGCGCAGAUUUCUCACCUCGA